Molecule: messenger RNA, 544 nt
Organism: Drosophila nasuta
Lineage: Eukaryota; Metazoa; Arthropoda; Insecta; Diptera; Drosophilidae
Product: formin-A
Exons: 1
Coding region: 76-408 (110 amino acids)
Source: RefSeq, a predicted model, not a curated record
CACAUCGAUAAAACACUUGACGGCAGUCAGUCAACAGCCAGAAGCCGUUGAAUAUCACUCGAGAAGGAGCGUGCGAUGCCUCCACCUCCAAGACACGGGGGCUACGGGCCCGGUCCUGUCAUGCGAGGACCUCCUCCUGGACCUGGCUUUCGUCCCGGACCCAACAUCAAUGUGGGUGUCAAUAUUGGAGGACCACGUCCCCCGCCCAUUGGCGUGGGCAUUGGCAUAGCACCGCCGCCGGUCAUCAUUGGCGCACCGCCAGUCGUCAUCGGCGCUGCCCCACCGCCAGUUAUAGUGGAAACAUUUCCACCUCCUCGUCCUCCAGUCAUAGUCGAGACAAUCGGACCGCCGCGACCGGUUGCAACUGUCUAUACACAGCCGGAAGUCUGUUGUUGUGUCAUUCAAUAAAGACGGAUGUCUUCUUGUGUCUGCGUGUGUGUGUGAAUAAGACAAUAUAUUCCAUAAGAUAUAUAUUUGUAUCUGAAUCUUAAACAUGUAUCUACUUUUUGACUGUGAAUAAAUUUGUUAAGUUUUGUGAGCGCAA